CGCCCGCGGUUCGUCGGAGAACGCGAGGUUUUUCUUGGAAAGGAGUACGCGACUGGAAGUCACUGAUGCCGCGCCACUAGCUGCCUGUGCCUGUUGUCGAAGAAGUCGGGAUGGCGAUCACAAAAUGUCUGAUCGUUGUGAUACUCCUGAUGUUGGAAAUCGAUCGAAUUACCCAAGGACAGCUGGUUCGACUAGAUCGAAAUCAUCCCGACGUGGCUGUGGUGUCGGUAGGUGAGAAGCUGAUCUUACGAUGCUCGUCGAACGGAGACGCGGAAACAACAUGGUACAAAGGAGACGAGAUCUUCCGACCUGUAUUGCCGAGGAUACGUUUAACGAAACGAUGGUUGAGAUUCAAGUACGUGGAGCCAGAAGACGCCGGUUUGUACAGUUGUCUGGAUAAGUCGAACGAGACGCUUGAAUGGAGAAACGUGACGAUACAAAUCGAGCCGUUGCAGAACGAUGGAUACCAACACGAUACCGAGAGGCUCGGAAGCGCCUUAGGGGCGCACAGAGCCGAGGAUGAGACGAACGAAUUGGAAAUUGAAACGAGAAAUCUGCCAGAGACGCGAUCGUUGCACCUCGACAGCGAGAACGCGGAGGCCGAUCUGGACAACGAGAAGAACGAGAAUGAAACAGCUGGUGAGCACAAUAACACAGCUCCUGUACGACCACCAUCCUUCAACAAGAGCGUAGAAAUGCCGCACGUGGUGGUGAAACCAGCUGGCAAUAUGUUGCGCUUAAGAUGUCCAAGUUUUGGCAAUCCAAGGCCGAAUAUCACCUGGUUCAAGAACAACGAAACCCCGAAAAGAAUGCUUGGCACUGUUGUCAUGUCGAAAUGGACAUUCAGAUUAGAGGAUCUGGUACCUGAAGACAGUGGAAACUACACUUGCGUUGUGUGCAACAAUCUCGGAUGCAUCAAUCGCACGUCUAAAGUUGAAAUUGUCGAGAGCGUGAAACACCGGCCGAUACUGACCAUGCCGCCAAGAAACACGACCGUUCUGAUAGGAGGCAACGUUACUAUGACCUGCAAGGUUCUCUCGGACGCGCACCGCCAUCUUGAAUGGUAUCACGGUUAUCACACCUCUUUCGACACUGUCAACAAAACCAAUCAAAGUUUCCGGGUGGAGGUAAAGGCUGAAGGACCGGAAAAUCCGGAAGUGCUGAAGCUGUACAACGUGACGGAGAAAGACGAAGGAUGGUACACCUGUAUCGCGCAGAACGCUUUAGGGGAAACCUUUAGCAGCGCCUAUCUUCGCGUAGUCGAAUCGUUGGAAGACCACGGAAUACCGCUGACAGCGAAGCCGCAGAUCCUCGUGAACGUUCUCGCCGCCGUUCUGUUCAUCUUCUUCGCCGUGGGCGUGGUGGUUGUAAUAUACAUUUUCCAUCGCUUGAAACGCGAGAAGAUGAAGAAACUGCUGGCCAUCGAGACUGCCCGUGCAGCGGUCGUCACACAGUGGACGAAAAAAGUGAUCGUCGAGAAACAGAACCUGGUGAACGCGCAGAACGUACAGGAGCCGUUGCUGAUGCCCGUGGUUAAGAUCGAGAAGCAGAAAUCAACGGUCGCGGCGGAGGACAGUAACGGUGGAAGUAUCUCUGAGUACGAGCUUCCGGUGGACAGUGCAUGGGAAUUGCCGAGGGAACAUUUGACACUUGGCAAUACACUCGGCGAAGGAGCGUUUGGAAAAGUUGUCAGGGCGCAAACGAACACGGGGAAACCGGGGAUUCCCAGCGUGGUCGCGGUAAAGAUGCUGAAAGAGGGUCACACCGACGCAGAAAUGAUGGAUCUGGUGUCCGAGAUGGAGAUGAUGAAGAUGAUCGGCAAGCACGUGAACAUAAUCAACUUGUUAGGCGCGUGUACACAAGGAGGGCCGUUAUACGUCGUGGUGGAAUUCGCUCCACACGGAAAUCUGCGUGACUUUCUGCGUGAUCACAGACCGUCAUCUGGAUACGAGCCAACGAUCGGGCAAGAGCCGAAAGAGAAGAAAACGCUGACGCAGAAGGACCUGGUGUCGUUCGCCUAUCAAGUGGCCAGGGGGAUGGAAUAUUUGGCUAGCAGAAGAUGCAUUCACAGGGAUCUGGCGGCCAGGAAUGUUCUGGUCAGCGAUGAAUACGUUUUGAAGAUCGCUGAUUUUGGACUGGCCAGAGAUAUACACUGUCACGACUACUAUAGGAAAACCACAGACGGUAGACUUCCGGUGAAAUGGAUGGCGCCAGAGGCUCUGUUUCAUCGGAUCUACACCACUCAGUCCGACGUAUGGUCGUACGGGAUUCUGUUGUGGGAGAUCAUGACACUGGGUGGUACACCUUAUCCGUCCGUACCAUCCGUAGAAAAAUUGUUCCAGUUGCUGAGAACCGGGCAUCGAAUGGAGAAACCACCGUGUUGUUCCAUCGAAAUAUACAUGUUAAUGAGGGACUGCUGGAGUUACCAGCCCAACGAACGACCUAUGUUUGGGGAACUGGUCGAAGAUCUCGAUAGGAUACUAACGAUAACUGCGAACGAGGAAUACUUGGACCUUGGCCUGCCGCAGCUGGACACGCCGCCCUCCAGCCAAGAGUCCAGCGAAGCCGAAGACGACGAAGGUGAAGAGAGGUUCCCUUAUCUACUAUGAGAAUCCCGCGAACGAUCGGUUUUCACCGAAGACUUUGUACAACUUCCACGAAAAAAAGGAAACUUAAAGAAGGAACAACGAACGAAGAUAAAAGAAGAAGAAGAAAAAGAGGAAGGUGAUGAUGAAGAUUAGUCGAAGUCGAACGAAGAUAAGAAAGAAGAUAGAUGUGAACGGAAGUCGAUCGACUGACCUAGCGAACACGCCAAAUAAUAAUAUAAAUCAGUAUUGACCUGUUUAGCGCGUAUUCCGUAGAGUUAAGAAAGAAGAAGAAGAAGAAAAAGGAAGAAGAUAAGGAAUAAAAUCGAUCAAGGAAGAGAAAAACUCCGGCCUUCAAUGGAGACUGAUUUUCUUACUAGAGGAACAAUGUAUUUAUUUUUCCUGUUAUCCUUACAUCCUGGGGGGAUAUAUCGAGUCCGACCGUAAUACGAUCGUUAUGAAACGAUCUUUUGUUAAAUAAUGUAAACGAGUUAAAUUGCGCUCGUACCGGCGAAACGAGAUUCUCGAAUGUUACUCAGGUUUUGCGUACGUUUUAACGAAGACU
Molecule: messenger RNA, 3150 nt
Organism: Habropoda laboriosa
Lineage: Eukaryota; Metazoa; Arthropoda; Insecta; Hymenoptera; Apidae
Product: fibroblast growth factor receptor homolog 1-like
Exons: 11
Coding region: 111-2609 (832 amino acids)
Biological process (GO): positive regulation of kinase activity; fibroblast growth factor receptor signaling pathway; protein phosphorylation
Cellular component (GO): membrane; signaling receptor complex
Molecular function (GO): fibroblast growth factor receptor activity; ATP binding
Source: RefSeq, a predicted model, not a curated record